Capsella rubella is the source of this 1056-nucleotide messenger RNA. Its product is annotated as cyclin-dependent kinase inhibitor 1. The transcript is spliced from 4 exons. Gene Ontology annotation, biological process: negative regulation of cyclin-dependent protein serine/threonine kinase activity. The coding region runs from base 177 to 728 and encodes 183 amino acids. The record is from RefSeq and is a predicted model, not a curated record. Gene Ontology annotation, cellular component: nucleus. NCBI's taxonomy places the organism in Eukaryota, Viridiplantae, Streptophyta, Magnoliopsida, Brassicales, Brassicaceae. Gene Ontology annotation, molecular function: cyclin-dependent protein serine/threonine kinase inhibitor activity.
UUUCUCUAUCAAAAAAGCUCCUCAAAACUCAAUCCUGACCGUUAAAACCAAUCAAUCAUCAUCUUCUUCUUCAAUUCUUCUUCUUCUUCCUCAUCCUCUCAACUUAAUCAUAUCUCUGAGGAGAGUUUUUUUUUUUUUUUUUUGUAACGUCACGCACACGUAACCUAAAAUCGAAGAUGGUGAGGAAAUGUAGAAAAGGUAAAGGAUUGGUUGAAAGUGGAGUUUCUUCUACGUAUAUGCAACUUCGUAGCCGGAGAAUCGUUUACAUCAGAUCGGAAAAAGCUAGCUCUGUAUUUGUUGAUGGUGAAGAUAAUGGAGUUUUGUCGUCUUGUUGUGGGAGCAAUGAAUAUAAGAAGAACAUAGAUCUAGAGAUAAAAGAAGGUGACACUGAAACGUCGACGUAUCGACGGAGAAGGAAGAGGAAGCUGUUUGAGGAUUUUAGAGACGAAGAAGAAGAAGAGAGGAGCAAAUCAAUGGAGAGUUAUUCAUCGGAAUUCGAAACCGCGAUUAAAGAACCGUUAGAUUGCUGUUGUAGCGGGAGAGUAGAUUUGUCGACGACGGCGGAGAAGGAGAAUUCGAGGGCGGAGAUGCCGACGGAAUCGGAAAUCGAUGAUUUUUUCGCUGUAGCUGAAAAAGUUGUCAAUGAAAAAUUCAAGAAGAAGUAUAAUUUUGAUUUUGAGAAGGAGAAGCCAUUAGAAGGACGUUACGAAUGGGUUAAGUUAGAGUGAAGAAGAAGGAAGAAGUAAUGUUUAAAGUUAACUUUUUUAGAUUUUUAAUUUUGAUUUUUUCAGAGAAUAAGUUUUUUUUUUUUGGGUGAAUUUGGGAAAAUAGAAGAUUUGUAGAAGGAAUGUUUUUAGAAGUACGAAAUUGCACAAAAAGUUUUAAGAGCCCAGAAAAGUCGUGUCUUUUAGCUCUCAGCUUUUUAACCGAAUCUUUUAUGUAUCUUUUAGCAUAUUCUUAUUAUGGGUUUACUGAGUAAAGAGUACUUUUUUUUGUUUUUCUGGACAUUUCAUAUGUAUUUCUAUCCCCACACUCAGUUUUAUUUUUGUUGUCGUC